This is a messenger RNA of Bactrocera latifrons, 1617 nucleotides long. Its product is annotated as XK-related protein 6. NCBI's taxonomy places the organism in Eukaryota, Metazoa, Arthropoda, Insecta, Diptera, Tephritidae. The record is from RefSeq and is a predicted model, not a curated record. The coding region runs from base 305 to 1537 and encodes 410 amino acids. Gene Ontology annotation, biological process: phosphatidylserine exposure on apoptotic cell surface; apoptotic process involved in development; engulfment of apoptotic cell. Gene Ontology annotation, cellular component: plasma membrane. The transcript has 6 exons.
CGACUUUUAUCGAUCUAGUUUACACCAUCAGCUGUCUGAUAGUUUCUUUUUUUUCGCACAAUCUUUUUUGUUUUGCUUGUUUUGUUGUGGCUAAGUAUUGAUCGCGAAAUUUUUUUUAUGGUAUUAAUUACCGAGAAUAUACAAGAAAUUUCAGUUUAACAUUUUCACGUAAAAUAGAAGGACAUAAUAUAACGAAGAAAAUGAAUGCAUAAUUAUCAGUCUGCGCAGGCGUUUAAUAAAUGAAUUUGAUCACCUGCGAGCAGCAAUACGCUUGGAAUGUUUAGUUUUCAAUAUAUUAGUAGUAAUGGCCUCAACGAAUAACAUUUCUACCCUUUUGGAAUGGAUGAAGUACACUCAAAGUCGGUGCAUACUAAAAAACACUUUGCCACAAUGUAUGGAAACGGAGGUAGAUGGUACCUUCGGGGAUGAGAUUGAUACUGAAGCAAGCAAGCGGAUGAAUGAAACAAUUUCGUACUUCGAGAUAGGCAUGACAGUUAUUUCCAUAUUGAUACGCGUAAUUGCUGUGUUACUCAAUAUCAAAUUGGCUGUGGACUAUUAUCAACAAGGAGAACAAAGUUAUUGCAUUUGGACAGUGGUAUGCAUGGUGGUGCCAAUGUGUGUCACAGCGCUGAUAUAUGCUACAAUGUGUUAUCAAGAUAAAAAAUUUGAUGGCGGAUUCAAGAAGGCAACGAAAACGACAUUGCUGGUUAUAGUGGCUUCACUUUUUCUCAGAUACUGGAAUACGCUUAUAUAUUCCUUAAAAUGUAAACGUGCAGAACUGCAACAAAAUCGAGAUGAGCAAUCAGAUUAUUACAAUCGCACUACGAAAGAAGAAAGCGACAUUGCUUUGAUUCGUUUGUUUGAGUGUUUCAUGGAAACGGCUCCACAAAAAAUAUUGCAAAUAUCAAUAAUACUAAUGCAAGAAAAUCAAAUCACAGAUACACAAAUACUUAGUGUGUUACUUUAUCUUUCGAGCGUACCAUGGACGUUAUUCAGUUAUAAUCGAUGUAUACGUGCCGCGCAACCAAAUAAAAAUAAGUUAAGCUAUUGGAAUAUGGCGCCACAUCUCUGUUGGCACUUUUGUAUUUCACUAUCGCGCAUCCUUUGUAUUGCUUUUGUGGCUGUGAUUUUUCCCGUCUGGACAAUAGUUGCUUGCGUUCUGCACGCCGUCAUAUUGGGAUUCGUCACGUACAUAGUGGAACGUCCGGAAUUCACCAGCAUUAUUUCUAUUAAUAAUUUUCUCUUUUGCAUCGCAUUAGGUUUCGUUUACAUAUUCAUUUACAUUCCAGUCAAGGAGGCACCAACGAGAUACAAAUAUGCGUUGUACUAUCUAAUUUGUUCGAUAGAAAAUAUCAUAUGUGUGGGCUUAUUCAUAUAUUAUCCACCAAACAAUAUUUUAGAAUCUAUUAGUCUUUUCUACACAAUUUGUGUUUUGGCCAUUGUCUUUUAUUACGUCGGCAUUUGUUGUAUGCUCAUUUACUACGUAAAUUAUCAUCCAAAUGUAAAAACAAAAAGAAACAAAAACACCAAUGGAUGAAAUAUUUAGUUGUAAAUGAGCAUUUCUAAAUAUAAUCAAGUAUUAAAAUACAUUCUCAAAUAUAUUUACAUAUAAGUAUA